Messenger RNA from Penicillium atrosanguineum, 1692 nucleotides. RefSeq lists its product as uncharacterized. The transcript has 4 exons. NCBI's taxonomy places the organism in Eukaryota, Fungi, Ascomycota, Eurotiomycetes, Eurotiales, Aspergillaceae. The coding region runs from base 1 to 1692 and encodes 563 amino acids. The record is from RefSeq and is a predicted model, not a curated record.
AUGGCCGCCAUGAAUAUCAGCCUCGAUAAAAUUAGCUUCUACUCUCAUCCUCCUACAAAGUCCUCCUCGCGUGACGUCGCUGCUUCUCGUUGGAGGCCAUAUCAGGCUUCUUUAGCUCCACAAACUCUUCCCCGUGCCCUGCCGCCGAGACCGCAAGUUCAUGGAACGACCUUCAACUCAGAAUCCGAUGCUAGCCUUAAUGUCUCUCCGCAAAUUCAAGCUCCUGUGAGGGAAGCCUUGGAUUCACAUGCAGGCAGUGAAUUUGAUAUCGAAAUAGGGAGAGCUGUGAUGCAUAACAGCCAGGUCACGCACGAGACAGACUUGGACAUGCCUCUCGACUCGGGGCUGUUAAACGAAUGCCGAAUCGAUGUGCCUCAAAGCAACUACAAAUCCUUGGUUACUGAUCAUCCAGACCGGUGCCCUGUGGGAGAGGUUCAUAGUGACAUAGAUACCGCUUUGAUAUCAGCAGAAUCUCAAUUGUAUCAUUCAGACCCGCCCGUCACCCCAACCGUCACCCCAACCGACUUGCUAAGAUGGCGUCGAGACAGUAUCUCGUCGUUAGGAACUUAUGAUGAGACCGACAAUAGCCCUGCUCCACCCGAAGUCAACUUGCAUUGCCCGCGUGUCAUGCCAUCACCUUCGCCCGAUUUGCCAGCACCGCCCAGUAUUGAAACAAUCAUACAAGACGAAUCCGUUGAAGACGACACCAUGUCCGGGCCAGAAAACAAUGGAGGUCGGACGGGAGUUCUGGGGGAUGAGGUGACAAGACAAAGUGUUCAGGUCAAUGAACCCUCAAUCAGCGAGGCUAUUUCGGAUGAGGAUGAAGGAGUCGGGCUCACUGAGGAGAGCCAAGCUCCUGUAAUUUUUCGUCAUGGGCCUCGCACUCGUUCAAUCAAGCAGUCUAAAGCCACUCUGGCAAGCAUAUGUUCCUUGCGUCCACGACCAAAUGCAGGCUUUUCCCGGCCAAAGCAAUUCCCUGCCGUUUCUGUGGUCAUCCCAGCCCGUCGAGUUGAUGAAUCGGCGGGAAGCACCAAGACGGAUGCUCCGGCCAGAGCACGACGUAGCAAUUGGGGCGGCAGCGGUGACUUCAACAAUGACGGGACAAUGCGGGUAUCGACGGGAGAGUAUUCACCAUUUUCAGGUGGAUCCAAUUCCAAGACGACAGGACACCCACCGAAAAGGCCGAAGAGGGCAAAGCAGAAUCACUUAGCCCAGAGAAAUGCUAUCGUGGUGGAAUGCGCUACUCAGUCCCCAAAGCCCUCGAAGGGUGGUGGUUUGGCUGUCACAUCAGGUGAAACACAAGAAAUUUUCGGCCGCGGAGUUCUCCGUAUCGAAGCUCGUGGUCCUCGACAUGCCUAUUUCAUGACGUUCCUUCCGGAAGUUUCACAUCGCCCGUCUACGGCAGAAAUGCCUCCUGAUCAGUCUUCACGUUCCGAAGGUUUCUCCGACAACGCAUCAUCGCGACUUGUGCGACGCAGAAGACGUCAACGAACGAUGUCCACAACAUGUGAAGAUGGAGAUGAGUGGUCCACAAAAACACCACUGAAUUCGCGAUCUCGUGAUACGCGCAACAAGGUCCAACGAAAACCCAGGAGGCGUUUGCCGUGGUCUUCGGAAGAGAUCGAUUUCCCAGAAGAAGCCCUGGCUCAAUCCAAGUUUACUGGAGUACGCACAGGCUUCAAGAAAGUAUGA